Molecule: messenger RNA, 960 nt
Organism: Daktulosphaira vitifoliae (grape phylloxera)
Lineage: Eukaryota; Metazoa; Arthropoda; Insecta; Hemiptera; Phylloxeridae
Gene: ATPsynC
Product: ATP synthase lipid-binding protein, mitochondrial
Exons: 5
Coding region: 209-637 (142 amino acids)
Biological process (GO): proton transmembrane transport; proton motive force-driven ATP synthesis
Molecular function (GO): proton transmembrane transporter activity
Source: RefSeq, a predicted model, not a curated record
UUUACUGGAAUCGUUAAUUUUCAUUGGUUCAUUGGCUUACUAGUGGUUGAACUGUAGCAAUGCUGCAUAACCCGGUCAUACAGUUGCCGUGUGAGUCCGUCCUGUUAAUCUGUCAUUCUUUCUCGUCGUUGCUCUGUCAUUACCGUCUCACGGCUUUACAUUUGAUUCGGCUAAUCAGCUCAAAUAACUAAAUAAUUACACUUCAAUCAUGUAUUCCUUAGUUAAAGUUGUUGCACCAGCUGUCCGCUCUGCUAUCCUCUCAAACAGAGCUUCUCUUGCCAGGCCAAUCAGUAGUAUUGUGUCAAAUGGACCAAGCACACAAUUACAACAAAACCAACAAUCUCCAAUUGUACCUAAUGGAAGCUUGGUUAAUGCUGUUAGAGGAUUCCAAACCACUACUGUUUCAAGAGACAUUGAUUCAGCUGCUAAAUUUAUAGGUGCUGGAGCAGCUACAGUAGGAAUUGCCGGAUCAGGAGCUGGAAUUGGAACAGUUUUUGGAUCUCUCAUCAUUGGUUAUGCCCGUAAUCCAUCUUUGAAACAACAACUUUUCUCAUAUGCUAUUUUGGGUUUCGCCUUAUCAGAGGCUAUGGGUCUCUUCUGUCUUAUGAUGGCAUUCUUGUUACUGUUUGCUUUCUAAUUUGUUUGAAAUUGUCUUUCGUUAUUCGUAAUAAAAUCAACAACCCACAUUAUUAAAAACAUUCAAGUAUACAAAAUGUAUUGUUCAAAAUUGGCACGACCUGAAGAAUCGCGAAAGACUGUUUAUCUGUGAAAUAUACUUUGAUAGGGAAUUUACCUGUUAUAUUUAUAGAUGUAACUUAUUAUAAAAUAUUAACUAGGUGUUUAGAGCCUCAUAUUGUAGACUUAAAAAACGCCUAGAUCAAAUUAUUUGUUUGGUUUUUUUCCUACUUUAUGUUUCACAGAUGUAUAAAUAGAAUAAAUACUUAUUGUAGCAUCCAUUUA